AUGGUAGAUGAGUCCCCAGAAGAAGCAAAAAUGAUUAAUAGGUCUCUAAAAGUAGAAAAGUAUCCCAUGACAGGAAUCAACCCAAAGGGGUCGGAGGGAAGUGUCUCUAAAAGUAGCAAAAUAUCCCAUGACAGGAAUCAACCCAAAGGGGUCGGAGGGAAGUGUAACAGCCGAAUGCUGCAGGAGUGGAUGAACGUCAGGAAUAAACCCAAAGGGGUCGGAGGGAAGUGUAACAGCCGAAUGCUGCAGGAGUGGAUGAACGUCAGGAAUCAACCCAAAGGGGUCGGAGGGAAGUGUAACAGCCGAAUGCUGCAGGAGUGGAUGAACGUCAGGAAUCAACCCAAAGGGGUCGGAGGGAAGUGUAACAGCCGAAUGCUGCAGGAGUGGAUGAACGUCAGGAAUCAACCCAAAGGGGUAGGAGGAAAGUGUAACAGCCGAAUGCUGCAGGAGUGGAUGAACGUCAGGAAUCAACCCAAAGGGGUCGGAGGGAAGUGUAACAGCCGAAUGCUGCAGGAGUGGAUGAACGUCAGGAAUAAACCCAAAGGGGUCGGAGGGAAGUGUAACAGCCGAAUGCUGCAGGAGUGGAUGAACGUCAGGAAUCAACCCAAAGGGGUCGGAGGGAAGUGUAACAGCCGAAUGCUGCAGGAGUGGAUGAACGUCAGGAAUCAACCCAAAGGGGUCGGAGGGAAGUGUAACAGCCGAAUGCUGCAGGAGUGGAUGAACGUCAGGAAUCAACCCAAAGGGGUCGGAGGAAAGUGUAACAGCCGAAUGCUGCAGGAGUGGAUGAACGUCAGGAAUCAACCCAAAGGGGUCGGAGGGAAGUGUAACAGCCGAAUGCUGCAGGAGUGGAUGAACGUCAGGAAUCAACCCAAAGGGGUCGGAGGGAAGUGUAACAGCCGAAUGCUGCAGGAGUGGAUAAACGUCAGGAAUCAAUCCAAAGGGGUCGGAGGGAAGUGUAACAGCCGAAUGCUGCAGGAGUGGAUGAACGUCAGGAAUCAACCCAAAGGGGUCGGAGGGAAGUGUAACAGCCGAAUGCUGCAGGAGUGGAUGAACGUCAGGAAUCAACCCAAAGGGGUCGGAGGGAAGUGUAACAGCCGAAUGCUGCAGGAGUGGAUGAACGUCAGGAAUCAACCCAAAGGGGUCGGAGGGAAGUGUAACAGCCGAAUGCUGCAGGAGUGGAUGAACGUCAGGAAUCAACCCAAAGGGGUCGGAGGGAAGUGUAACAGCCGAAUGCUGCAGGAGUGGAUGAACGUCAGGAAUCAACCCAAAGGGGUCGGAGGGAAGUGUAACAGCCGAAUGCCGAAGGAGUGGAUGAACGUCAGGUCUCUAAAAGUAGAAAAGUAUCCCAUGACAGGAAUCAACCCAAAGGGGUCGGAGGGAAGUGUAACAGCCGAAUGCUGCAGGAGUGGAUGA
Messenger RNA from Symsagittifera roscoffensis, 1413 nucleotides. RefSeq lists its product as uncharacterized. The transcript has 20 exons. Lineage: Eukaryota; Metazoa; Xenacoelomorpha; Acoela; Convolutidae. The record is from RefSeq and is a predicted model, not a curated record. The coding region runs from base 1 to 1413 and encodes 470 amino acids.